Messenger RNA from Oikopleura dioica, 801 nucleotides. The record is from the annotation of a GenBank genome assembly. NCBI's taxonomy places the organism in Eukaryota, Metazoa, Chordata, Appendicularia, Copelata, Oikopleuridae.
AUGCCAGAUUUAGAAGAAUUCGGCGAAGAUGAAGAUGACGACGAGUGGGAAGUUGUUCAGGAAACGCACUGCCAUUUGGAACUUCCUGACUGCCCUGUCAAGGUACACUUUCGGAAGCAGAGAAAAUCCGCGUGGUCGGGCUGGACUCGGAAGAGCCCUUCCGUCAACAACAUUUUCUUCAAAGGAAACUACGAAAAGACGCUCGGGACGACGAUCUUCUUUGACGGCAACAGCAAGGCGCAGAGCAUGGUCGGCCAAGAAGUCGGAAAAACAGAAAGAAAACUGCUGAUGAAGGAAGUUCAUUUGAUCAAGAGACGCGACUCCUUCCACGAAGCAGACGGCAGAAGAGAGCUUUCCGUCGGCUUUGCGGAAGGAAACAUCGAAGAGGGAAAGACCAGGCUUGCCGUGAGCUGGUGGUGGGAUAACUUCACUUCUGACGCGACCUACUGCGCCGAGGAGAAUUGUCAAUUUAUUCAAAAAUUUCAGAUUUCCUUUUUUGAUCUGAUUUGGUCACGGUUGGAGCGUCUUUUUCUGCGGGAAACUGCCCAAGAGUUUCGAAAGCGACGAGCGAAGAAACUCCACUGCUCUGAAGGCAACGAUGGCUUGCUGAUUUAUAACGCCGGCAGGACCAGUCAUGACGACCGACCCGCGCUGCCCGUGCACAUUCCCACGGACCAGGAAAUCGAGCAGAUGAUUAAGCGAUUGGAUGCGAAUGUGCGAAGCGUGUUUGCUGAUUUAGGCCUUCCAGCGGGAAUUUGCCUCGCCAGGAGCACAAAGGAUGGAUUUUGCCCGGAAGUUUGA